Molecule: messenger RNA, 1550 nt
Organism: Chlorocebus sabaeus (green monkey)
Lineage: Eukaryota; Metazoa; Chordata; Mammalia; Primates; Cercopithecidae
Gene: C1H11orf52
Product: chromosome 1 C11orf52 homolog
Cellular component (GO): extracellular exosome
Source: RefSeq, a predicted model, not a curated record
CCAAGAGACUCCAGUAUCCCAAUCCAGAUUCUGGACAAAGAUAAUGAGAAACUGGUACCAAUUGCCACGAAAGUGAAACUCAGUUAAACCAGAGUGGUGCUGAGCAAACUAUUACAUUAGGCACUCAUCUAUUAUAGAGGAUAUAUUUCAAAGACAGAGGGAUGUAAUGGAGAAGCAUUUCCUAAGGAAAUCGAGAGCCCUUUUCUAUCUCAGGUUUCUUUUUAUUGAAGCUUGAAGCUCAAGUUCAUGGCUUCAUCAAAAAACGCUUCAAAUCCUGAAGCUGAGAUAGCUCUCACCUGGAGCCCGUGUGUUGUUCUAUCCUUUGCCUGGGAACGCAGUCACCUGGGAAUCAUUCCAGCAGGUGGCUUCCAAAGUCCAACCUGCUAGGUUGAAAUCUGACACUGACACAGACUCCGGGAGCUGCGGCGGAAAGCUCAACCAGGAACCCGGAAAUGCACAAGCCUCUUGAUGCAUAAAAACAGCUGGGCUCCCUUGGAGACAGCGCGCCAUGGGAAACCGGGUCUGCUGCGGAGGAAGCUGGAGCUGCCCAUCAACUUUCCAGAAGAAAAAGAAAACAGGAAGCCAAGCAAGACGGACACUGAAGCCACAGCCACGACAGCUGCAGCAGAAUGGCCCAAAGGGCCAUGAAACAACAGGACACACGUAUGAGCGGGUGUUACAGCAGCAAGGGUCUCAAGACAGGAGUCCAGGCCUCAUGUGGGAAGACAGCAACUUACAUUAUGCUGACAUUCAAGUGUGCAGCCGUCCCCAUUCCUGGGAAGCGAAACAAGUGCAUUUAGAAGACGCUACAGAGUAUGCGACCCUUCGCUUCCCCCAGGCCACACCUCGCUAUGACAGCAAGAACGGGACCCUGGUGUGAGCCUUGGGGAGGAAGGCCCAGUCCAUCGUUAAUCACUACUCCUGUCCGGGAGAAUCUACUGCUUUGGGGAAUUGGGUGGCAACCCAGGGAUGUUGGCCACGUUUUAAGCUUAAAGAACUCCAAAGCCCCUGGAAUUGUGAGCGUCCCAGUUUCUCCCCUGGCCUCUUACUUGUCACUGUUAGGUUGGAGUUAUAGUUGGUUUAGCUAUGAGUGGAUAGCUAAACUUAGCUAGCCACAUGAGGUUAGGUGGAGUGUGCAGGGAGGUAGGUCUUCGACCUCACCAUUGUUGCUCCUGCUCUUGAAAAGUGCAGAAAGAGCAGGUUAAAAGUUAGCCUAUAAGCACGUGGGCUGAUCUUGUCGGACUUUAAUUAAUGGUAUCCUUUUUCACACACCUUAAACUCCAAAACUGAAGGGGAGGUGCUCUGGAAAAGCAUUCUGAGCUUUUACAUUCAGACACCAGGGCUGGCUUGGGCUGAGUCAGGUUCCAGACCUUAACAGACAAAUGGGGGAAGGGGGCUGAGGCGUGGAGGAAGCGCUCUCCAACCAUGGCCUACAGGACCUCAAGACACUGAUAAACGACAGCACAGCGAGGCCCGGAAACUUCCCUCGGAGGGACUGUUGGCUCUCGCAAGUGCGGGGCCGCUAGGAUCAAUAAAUGGCCUGAGAAACA